Messenger RNA from Silurus meridionalis, 1920 nucleotides. RefSeq names its product forkhead box L2b (gene foxl2b). NCBI's taxonomy places the organism in Eukaryota, Metazoa, Chordata, Actinopteri, Siluriformes, Siluridae. The coding region runs from base 274 to 1185 and encodes 303 amino acids. The transcript is spliced from 2 exons. The record is from RefSeq and is a predicted model, not a curated record. Gene Ontology annotation, molecular function: RNA polymerase II cis-regulatory region sequence-specific DNA binding; DNA-binding transcription factor activity, RNA polymerase II-specific. Gene Ontology annotation, biological process: anatomical structure morphogenesis; cell differentiation; regulation of transcription by RNA polymerase II.
AGAGAGAGAGAGAGAGUGUGACGAAAGCGGAACCCAGGGCAUAGUCAGAGCGCAGGUCUGUGGGCGAAUAGGAUGCGCCAAAACGCAAAGGGAAAACGCCGCAUUAACUUUUUUGGAGGAAGCACGCAAUUUGGAGUUUGAGGACUCAGGAGUCGUGAGUGGCUCAAAUACAUUCCGGGAGAACUUCUUUACCACCUUCAUGACGCUUCAGUAGCUCAGCACGUUCAAAAGGCAUGCUUUAAAGAGGACAUAAUUCCUAAAUUACCAGGAGCGAUGGCAUCUUACCACGGCUUAGAGGGUGACGCAAUGGCCCUGAUGGUGCACGACACGAACGCGGUGAAGACGGAGGAGUUCGUGAAAGACGAGCCGGUCCGGACCGAAGCGAGCUCGGAGAAAACGGACCCGUCCCAGAAGCCGCCGUACUCCUACGUGGCCCUCAUCGCCAUGGCCAUCCGCGAGAGCUCGGAGAAACGCCUGACCCUGUCGGGCAUCUACCAGUACAUCAUCAACAAGUUCCCCUUUUACGAGAAGAACAAAAAGGGCUGGCAGAACAGCAUCCGCCACAACCUGAGCCUCAACGAGUGCUUCAUCAAAGUGCCGCGCGAAGGCGGUGGGGAGCGCAAGGGGAAUUACUGGACGCUGGACCCGGCGUGCGAGGACAUGUUCGAGAAGGGGAAUUACCGGCGCAGGCGGCGGAUGAAGCGGCCGUUCAGGCCUCCUGCGGCACAUUUCCAGCCCGGCAAGUCUCUGUUUGGCGCGGACGGUUACGGCUACCUGUCGCCUCCCAAAUACAUCCAGCCGAGCUUCAUGAACAACGCCUGGCCGCUCGCUCAACCUCCUCCUCCGCCGCCUCCGCCGCCCAUGUCGUCGUACGCGUCGUGCCAGAUGGCGAGCGGCGACGUGAGCGCCAUCAACAUGAAAGGCCUUUCCACCGCGCCUUACAAUCCGUACUCCCGCAUGCAGGCCAUGAGCCUUCCGAGCGUCAUGAACUCGUACAACGGCGUGAGCCAUCACCAACACCAGGCGCAGCAGCUAAGCGGAGCGCCGCCCGCGCCUUCGCCCGUACCGGGUAACAGUGCAGCGGGUCUCCAGUUCGCCUGCGCCGCGCGUCAGCCCAGCGACCUCUACUCGUACUGGGACCACGAAGCCAAGCAUUCAGCUCUGCACUCUCGGAUUGACAUUUAGGCGAAAACAAAACAUAAAACUGGAAACUGCUUGACCACUCAGUGUUGUGAACGUUUUCUAGGCCGCCUGGGAGGUCUUUUUAUUAUUUUUUUUACAUUUCAUUCCCUCUCCAGACGCACUGGGAAUAGAAAGUGGGUAGCUCUGAAGAAAGCAAAAAAAAAGAGAAAACCCCCCUGGGUUGGAUUAUGUCUUUUAGAGCUUCAAAUGAUGCACACAGAUGCACACAGAUGUUGAUUUAUAACAAUUGAAAUGUUUGUGCAGAUCUCCCUUAUAGGGGUCUCACUUACGCUUUUAUUUUUGAACAUUUCCAGCUCAGAAUAAACUCAUUCUUUACUGAACCGCAACGAAAAUUAAUAAACUUUUACAGAGCCUGUCUGAGUCCAGAUGAGCACAGUGUGGGUUCAUUCAAGACAAACACAGGCCAUAAGCCAUCAUGUUAAAAAGAUCUCGGACUGUUUCAAUUCAUCCAGUGUUGAUUUUUUGUUUUGUUUUAAUGAAGCUAAGUGUCUUUCUAUAAUUAAUGUGAGCCCUAAAGUAGCCCCAGUCUGUUGUUUACUCCAUUCAAUGUAGAUUAGCCCUUUUAGAAUACUGACAUGAUAGAUCUUAGAUAAAAAUUGUGUUAUAAAAAAUUACCAGACGAGACCUCUUUUCGUUCAUAUAUUUUUUAUACUUUUUUUGAAAUAUUGCUGGGACCAUGUUAAAUCGGCACUUACUUUAAAUAAAAUACUUUGGUGA